UUAUGGGUGUCACAUUCUCUUGAAUUCUUGACUUUUCGAGCGAAUUGCUCUGUUCUCACAUUAUUACUGUUGUAUGUAGCAGACAUUUUCCAAGAAAUUAAAAUGAACAAUCGACGGAGACGUGCUCAUAAUUUUGAAGAUUCCUUAAAUAGUUUUCAUCAAACAAUAAAUAAGGAUGAAUCAAAUCAGGUAUCAGAUGAAUUUCAUAAACAUAGCUGCUCGGAGAAUACAUCUUGUGUUGAGUCUGUAAUUCUAGCCGGUAGUUCAACCAAUCAGCAAUUUAUCUCAGAUUCGUGCAAUAUUGCUGAGGAAAGGUAUAAUAUAGCAUAUAAAAACAGAUAUCCUUUGUUGAUGGAUGAUACAUUGAUUGUAUCAGAUGGAACAUCAUAUUUGUCAAUCAAACCAGACUUGAAUAAAUGUAUAAAUUUAUUUAAUAAUGAAUACCUGAAUAAUGAAUAUGAUGGUGCUAAAAAACAAUUAAGUCCUACACUCUCUGAAACUAAUGUCAGCCAAGACAUUAAUUUUUGUAAUUUAAAUAAAAAGUUUAUGGGACAACAGGACCUUAAUCGUCCACGUUCUAUGUCAGCAGAGUCACUGAGAAAUAUAAUACUUAAUCGAGAACUUAAAAGAUCAAAAAGUUACACUGUGCUUGAUAAAGCUUUGAGGAGGGAUAGGAAUUACAAUAUUAAAGGUGACCGACUUUCUUCUCCUACUAAAAAUACAAUGAAAAAAACAAGUCACAAGGAAGUUGAAAUAAUCGUUCCUUCUUUUGAAGCAUUAUCAUUAUCAAAACAUUCUGCUUUAUUAAACAGAAAAGAUGAUUCUUCAAAAGAAAAUCAGCAUGAUUCAAAUAGCGAAAUGAGUUCCAAAGACGAACUUAGUCCUUUUGAGUUAAAAGCAUUGCUACAGUCAUUGGCAGAUCAAAAGUUAGUGAAAGAAACAGCUGUGCAACAACGUUUGCUAAGGCGUUUAUCUGUAGAUUACCACGACGCACCAAAAGUUUUUACAGAAAAUUUACUAACGAUAAUCGAAGAAUCUGUUAUAAAUAACGAUUCUCACGCACAGUCACAUUAUCCAGAACUCAGUUUAUUUAGAUUUAACGAAGAACUUCGAAAGAUGCGUAAAUUUUUAGAGGACGAGACCAUCCCUGAAUGGCCAGAGUCUCCUGGCAUGUCGACACCAAUUUGCACGAAAAGAAAAAGCCAAGAGCCUAAUGAUCUCUUGCGAAAAUCUCUAAGUACUUUAUCUCCUGAUAAAGGCCUACAUUUUACAACGUCUGUUUCUUCCCAAUGUAAUACUAAAAGCCCCAAGAAAGCGUGUUGGCGUAUGUCAAAAAAUACUUCCUAUGUUCCGAAAAAUUUAUUGAACGAUACAAAUACGUUUGAAAGCUUAGAAGUGAUGUGCAAACAAUUAUUUCCUGAUAAUGACUAUACUGUCUCAAGGGAGAAGAAUCUGUUACAGUCUCCUUUACAAAAUAUGGCUAAUAUCUUGCGUACUUGUGAAAACCAAAUGGCCUCUUUGGAGAAUUCACCUAUCAUUCACGAGCAGAUAAAAAAAGCUGGAACGUGUACUUCGGAGUCAACAUAUCAACACAAUAAAUUACCUGAAGAGAGUCUGGAAUAUAGAUUAUUACUAAAUGAAAAGUACGAUAGAAUGGAUUCGGAGGCAGUACUUGAUAUACUUAAGCAGCAAACAAAACAUGGUAAGCAUCAAGAAAUAAUCGAACCGAACGAUUUUGAGAGUACGGUCAUGUAUGAGAUCGCAAAAAAAAGACAGAGGUGUCUCGACACAGCAAAGAUAGUGAUGGAAAUUGAUGAAAAUUUCACGCCAACGAAAGAAGUUCAUCCGAAUAUCAAUGAUUCUUCGAUUGAUGUCGAUGAUAAAUUAAUGAAAACUCUCAUGAGUGUAAAGAAAUAUCAGGAUGAUUUGGAAAAGUACAAAUCUUUGCUCAAUUUAUUUCAUCGAACGAGAUUGAGCAGUCCUCGCACUCCUUGUGACAGACAAGAUGUCCAAGCCGAGAAAACGCCCAAAAAAGAUUUUAAUACUUGCGCGCUGUCAGUCGUAUUAGAGGAUGAGCAAACUUCACAAGUACCGAAGCCUUCACCGAGAAAGAAGAGUAUUAGUCCUUCGUCGACAAAAAAAGCGGUUGUUACAAAGCCAAGAUUAUUUAUAACUCCUGGAAAGACACCUGUUAACAAGAAUUGUAAACCGAAACGCACGUAUUUUCCCAGUUUACUACCGAAAAUGAAUAAACAAAACAAGCAUGUAAGUCCUCAAGCGAAGAACAUUUAUCGACAAAUAGGAAAUUACGAUCACGUAAUAUCGCCAGUUGGAAUGUACAUAAAAGGCGCAGAGUCUCAUCUGACCAAAAAUUUGAAAUCUAUAACAGAUAAAAUAUUAUUAACACCUAAAAAAAAGACCACACAAUCGUCCAAUUCAAAAAUGGAACUUCAGCUAUCUCCAAAACCAAAAGAGAAGCUGACUGGGACAAUAGGAGAUGAAAAUGUUGCUGAUAACAUUUUGCAUCCAAAAAUGCAUUACAAUUAUCCGUCGCAUUCAUGUGUAAUAAAAAAUACCAUACACAUGCGCACAUACAUAUUUGAAUUUAAAUUAUUUUGCAUUAUAUUAUUUUAG
Molecule: messenger RNA, 2634 nt
Organism: Trachymyrmex septentrionalis
Lineage: Eukaryota; Metazoa; Arthropoda; Insecta; Hymenoptera; Formicidae
Exons: 4
Coding region: 103-2634 (843 amino acids)
Source: RefSeq, a predicted model, not a curated record